Lepidothrix coronata (blue-crowned manakin) is the source of this 11937-nucleotide messenger RNA. RefSeq names its product ArfGAP with GTPase domain, ankyrin repeat and PH domain 1 (gene AGAP1). The record is from RefSeq and is a predicted model, not a curated record. Lineage: Eukaryota; Metazoa; Chordata; Aves; Passeriformes; Pipridae. Gene Ontology annotation, molecular function: GTPase activity; GTPase activator activity; protein binding. Bases 113 to 3676 code for a protein of 1187 amino acids. The transcript has 20 exons. Gene Ontology annotation, cellular component: nucleus.
UCCCAGCCGCCCGCGUCUCUCCAUCCAUCCGCCCCUCCAUUCAUCCAUCCGUCCGCCCAUCCAUCCCUGCGGUGAUGCCCGCGGUGGCCGCCGCUGCCUGAAGGGCAGAGCCAUGUACCUCCUGGACAGCAGCGAGCCGCCGGCCGCCGCCUCCUCCCCCGAGAGGAUGCAGCGGGGCACCCCGCAGAGGAAGACGGUGUACCGCAUCUCCGUGACCAUGGUGAAGAAGGAGCUGCUGGGGCCGGAGAGCGGCCGCGCCGGCCCCGAGCUGCCCCGGCGCGGGAGGAGCCGCCCGCCCGGCUCCUCCAGCCUCACCAGGGCCGGGCUGCUGCUGCUGGAGGAGGAGGAGGACGAGGAGGAGGAGGGCGGCGAGGAGCGAGACAGGGUCCCGAGCCCCUGCGGCUUCCGCACCUUCCGGACGCUGAGCACGGGGCAGCUGGAGCUGGGCCGGCUCAAGGUGCCGCGGAGAGCGGGGCCGCCCGUGCCCGGGGGGCCGCCUGUGCCCGGGGGGCCGCCUGUGCCCGGGGGCCCGCGGGGCAGCGCCGCGCCCGGAGCAGCCGCGGCCGCAUCCCCCGGCGGGCAGCAGCAGCAGCAGGAGGAGGAGGGCGAGAAGGACGGGCGGCCCGGGGAGAAGGCGCCGGGGGAGCGGGGGCACAGCCCGCGGCGGCAGCCGGGGCUGCUGCGGCGGAGCUUCAGCUUCAGGCACUGGAGCGGCGCGGGGGAGCCGGCCCGGGUGCGGCGGCACAGCAGCUCCGGGAGCCUGCCCGGGCCGCCGCCGCCCUCCCCGCCCGCCGCGCUGCCCGCAGAGCCCCCCGAGAAGCGCAACACGCUGGACGUGGGCGAGGUGCUGAGCCAGGCGGACCCGCUGUCCCGGCUGGAGCGCUGGGAGCGCAGCAAGAGCAAGAACCGGACCCUGGAUAACAGCGACCUGCAGCGGCUCUCGGAGCGCCUGGGCCGGGAGGGCCCGGCCGCCGGCACCGAGCACCGGCUCCUGCGCUUCUUCAGCGGCAUCUUCGCCCGCAGGGACGGCCCCGCCGCGCUCUUCGGCAGCCCCCACGGCCGCUCCCCCCGCAGCAGCUUCUCCAGGUCCAGGGCUUACUUUAGCAGCCUCAGGAGAGCCGCCAUGGACAUGCAGUCCAGCUCCGAGAGCAUCAACGGGUCCCCCCACAAAGAUGCCUUUGUAAAUAGCCAGGAAUGGACACUGAGCCGAUCCGUACCGGAGCUGAAAGUGGGGAUCGUGGGUAACCUGGCCAGUGGCAAGUCCGCGCUCGUGCACCGGUACCUGACGGGCACCUACGUCCAGGAGGAGUCACCCGAAGAUAUGGAUGCAGGUGGGAGAUUCAAGAAGGAGAUAGUAGUUGAUGGACAAAGCUACCUGCUGCUGAUUAGAGAUGAAGGAGGCCCUCCGGAGGCUCAGUUUGCCAUGUGGGUGGAUGCUGUUAUCUUUGUCUUCAGCCUGGAGGAUGAAGUCAGCUUCCAGACCGUGUACCACUACUACAGCCGGAUGGCCAACUAUCGCAACACUAGUGAGAUCCCCAUGGUCCUGGUGGGAACACAGGAUGCCAUAAGCUCCACUAACCCCCGGGUCAUCGAUGAUGCCAGAGCCAGGAAGUUGUCAAAUGACCUCAAGAGAUGCACCUACUACGAGACCUGUGCCACGUACGGGCUCAACGUGGAGAGAGUCUUCCAUGACGUUGCUCAGAAGAUCGUGUCAACCAAGAAGAAGCAGCAGCUCUCGAUCGGACCCUGCAAAUCUCUGCCCAACUCUCCGAGCCACUCCUCCGUGUGUUCUGCCCAGGUCUCUGCCGUGCACAUCAGCCAGACCAGUAAUGGAGGAGGGAGUUUAAGUGAUUAUUCCUCCUCUGUCCCAUCAACUCCAAGCACCAGCCAGAAGGAGCUGCGGAUUGAUGUUCCUCCCACUGCCAACACUCCAACUCCUGUCCGUAAACAGUCCAAGCGUCGAUCCAACCUCUUCACGUCUCGGAAAGGGAGUGACCCAGACAAAGAGAAGAAGGUCCUGGAGAGCAGAACAGACAGCAUUGGAAGCGGCCGCGCAAUCCCAAUUAAACAGGGAAUGCUGCUGAAGAGGAGUGGCAAGUCUCUGAACAAGGAGUGGAAGAAGAAGUACGUGACGUUGUGUGACAACGGGGUGCUGACCUACCACCCGAGCUUACACGACUAUAUGCAGAACGUUCACGGGAAAGAAAUCGACUUGCUGAGAACCACUGUGAAGGUCCCUGGGAAGAGGCCACCCCGAGCCACAUCAGCCUGUGCACCCAUUUCCAGCCCCAAAACCAACGGCCUCUCCAAGGACAUGAGCAGUUUACACAUCUCGCCAAAUUCAGGGAACGUGACUACUAGCACAUCUGUGUCUCAGAUGGCCAGUGGGAUCAGUCUGGUGUCCUUCAACAGCCGCCCGGACGGGUUGCACCAGCGCUCCUACUCGGUCUCCAGUGCAGAUCAGUGGAGCGAGGCAACAGUCAUUGCAAACUCUGGCAUUAGCAGUGAUACGGGCCUAGGAGACUCUGUGUGUUCCAGCCCCAGCAUAUCCAGUACAACGAGCCCCAAGCUGGACCCCCCCCCUUCCCCUCACGCCAACAGAAAGAAGCACCGGCGGAAGAAAAGCACAAGCAACUUCAAAGCUGACGGGAUCUCGGGCACAGCUGAGGCCAAACGCAAAGCUUGGAAACUAAACCGUGUUGGUAGCCUGCGAAAUAUAUACAGCAGCAGCAGCACCAACACCGAAGAACAAGAAGAAAACUUUGAGUUUAUCAUCGUGUCUCUCACCGGCCAGACUUGGCACUUUGAAGCCACCACAUAUGAGGAAAGGGACGCCUGGGUCCAAGCCAUAGAGAGUCAGAUCUUGGCCAGUUUACAGUCGUGUGAGAGCAGCAAGAACAAGUCCCGCCUGACCAGUCAGAACGAGGCCAUGGCCCUGCAGUCCAUCAGGAACAUCAGAGGCAAUUCCCACUGCGUGGACUGUGAAGCACAGAACCCUGACUGGGCCAGCCUGAACCUGGGAGCCCUCAUCUGCAUCGAAUGCUCAGGUAUCCACCGCAACCUCGGCACGCACCUGUCCCGGGUGCGCUCCCUGGACCUGGACGACUGGCCCAUCGAGCUCAUCAAGGUGAUGUCGGCCAUCGGCAACGAGCUGGCCAACAGUGUGUGGGAGGAGAACAGCCAAGGCCACAUGAAGCCCUCCUCAGACUCCUCGAGGGAAGAAAAGGAGCUCUGGAUACGUGCGAAGUACGAACAGAAGCUCUUCCUUGCCCCGCUGCAGUGCCUGGAGCUUUCUCUGGGCCAGCAUCUCCUGAGGGCCACAGCCGAGGAGGACCUGCGGACGGUGAUCCUGCUCCUGGCCCACGGCACUCGGGAGGAGGUGAACGAGACCUGCGGAGACGGUGACGGGCGCACGGCCCUGCACCUGGCCUGUCGGAAAGGGAACGUGGUGUUGGUGCAGCUCCUCAUCUGGUACGGCGUGGACGUGAUGGCGCGCGACGCCCACGGGAACACGGCGCUGGCCUACGCCCGCCAGGCCUCCAGCCAGGAGUGCAUCGACGUGCUCCUGCAGUACGGCUGCCCCGACGAGCGCUUCGUCCUCAUGGCCACCCCCAACCUGUCCAGGAAGAACAACAACCGGAACAACAGCGGCGGCAGGAUGCCCACCAUCAUCUGAGGAGCUCCCCCGUGCAUUCGCUGAGUUACAUCCGCAGCCUCACAUCCCUCCAUCCCCAUCACAGCUCCGCUCUGUGAGUCUGGUAACUCUCCUUUUCCCUUUUCCCUUCGGUGCACCCCUGUCCCAUCUGGAACGCGGAGAGCGCGAGGGGAUGAGGAGGAGCCCGGGGGGCUGCCGGGAAGGCCGUUGUUUCAGUGACAGCUCUGGAAGGACGGGGACGAGCGGGCGAGGGCGCGUGGGUUGAGCGGGACACACCGCGCGCGUGGCACCGGGACCAUGGGAGCGCGGCCGCCCCGGAGCAGGGACACGGAGCAGGGACACGCGGCCUCCCCAGUGUGAGGGAAGGGCGGAGGGAGAGGCGAGCGAGAGGAGGAGGAAGGAGAGCCGGUGACUUCCCGUGACUGACAGUUAAGCACAUCAGUACAUUUCACCUCUGCCGAGCGCCGCGCCUGGAUUCCAUUCUCUUCUCUGAAGAGCUUGACGGCAUAAAUCAGAAGCAAGCACAGAGUUUGUCAGGUUUGAAGCUCCUAUGAUGGUAUGUGUCAAAUCAGUUGUAGCUAAUCUGUCCGGGGAGAAUACUGGCUUCAUUACACUUGUAUAGUUGAGUUCUUCCAGCAUUACCGCUGUUUAAUAGAACAUGAUUAGUCAUCACGGAGAAAAAAGCAUAUUAGCUGAGGAGGUAGUUACAUGGCACGCUUCGGUGAUUGCUUGGAUGUGAUUGCAAUAUUCUUAGAAGCAUCAUAUUAUCUCAGACAUGUUCUUUCAAGCCCUUGGAGCCCUCCUUUCUAAAUUCACUGUCAUAAUUUAGUAUCUGUUUAAUUUUUCAGUCCAAAGAGAGGAAAUGAGUUGCUGAGUGUUAUUUGACUGCAGUCUCCUUGGUGUAAAAACAAAAUGGAAAAAAUAAAUAAGAGUAACUCCGAAACACAAAAAGGAAUAAUGAAUAAGCGCUAUGGAAAAAAACAUUUCAAGUACAUUUAGUGAAAUUAAUAAACACAUUAAAGGCUAAUAUUUUUUUUUUCAGCCAGCAGAAAUAGGUUCUGUCAUUUUGCCAAGGUAAAUUGUGUUGAGUUUUUGGUCACUCCUGUGAUGCAUUGCAUAACUUAUACAGAUUUUUGUAUUGUGUCUCUAGAUUCUAUGUAUGUAAAAUCUAUUUGAAUUUUAAAAAAAACAUAAAUAUACAUUGGAUUUUUUUUUUGUACAGAAAAUGACAUCUCUGUUAAUUUAUAAACCGUAAUGGAUGUGAACUAAAUAAUGUGCAACUAGUUAGGAUCUGUGGGCUACAGGUCAUUGUACAUCAAUAAUAUUCCCAGCAGUGACUCUCGUUUCCAAAGCCUGUGAGGAACAUAUCAGGAGGAGAUCAGAGCACACUUGGCAUGGAAAAAAAAAAGUGUGUGAGACCUUUUAGAAAGGAAAAAGAGGCUGUUUCUUAGCGCUGUAAAUAUAUUUUAGCCCAGAAGUCAGGAAGCUUUCACAAGCCAAGACAAAAAGCCCUGUUGUGGCCGGGGGAAGAUCAGGUUUGAUUAAGCUCAGAAUUGAUAGCCUUCAGCGGGCAGGGCACGGCUGAGCUCCACUCCCAACCUGGCUGCUUUUGGCAAGAAAAAUGGCUUGUGAAAGUAGCCUGGACAGUUCAUUUGAAUCCCAGGUUUUAAUACUUGAUUGGAUUAUUUUGAUCUUACCAGGCAGAUCCCGGCUUCUGCUGUUUUCCCAGUAGUGGGAUUCCGGCGCAGGGAAGCAGCUUGCAGGGGUUUUGGCAGGCAGGAAAGUGAUUUUUUUUUUUUUUUUUUUUUUUUGAAGUGGCAUACGGCAGUGUGAAGAUGGGGGAAGGGUAUAUCACGGAGAGAGUUGAAAACUCAACUGAAUUCUGUGGCAAAGGAGCAAUUAUGUGAAGGCAGUGAGGUGCACACAGCAUGGUAAUUUGCAAAUCUACCUGCUCGGAUGUCUUUCCCAAGCCUUCGGUGGUGCUCUUCCUUGGGGCUCUGGAUUUCACUCAGCACACAGUGGCAGGAGCGUGGCAAUUGCCAAAUAAACUCCACGUGGAGAAAAAGUGAAGGGAAAAAAUGUAAUCUGGUUGUCUGAAGGAAAAAAAAAAAAACAAAACAGAAAAUUAUGGAUUUGAUGUAAAUUAUUAAAUUGCGGUAGAAAAACAAGCCUCAAGAUGGAAGCACAGGAAUAUUGACCAGUUUUUCCUCUUUGGAGGUGUCCUCCUUUUGUACUUUGUUACUAUAUAGACCUUUGAUGCUUUCUGGGGAGGGAAUCUUCCUUUGCCCGGCCUAGGCUGGCUGAGGCAGAGCAAGGACACAGCUGAAUCCCUUCAGACUGGGAUAAUUUUAAAUAUUCUUUUUUUUUUUUUUAAUUAAGGAAAGGUGUCUGUUGUAAUUGCUAUUUCUCCAUCAUUCCUGUGCAGCUCCCUGAUCUUUGGUACUCACGGGUGGUCCUUCGGCGACGGGACCACCCACCCAACGUGCAGCUGACAGGGGUGCUGUGAAGCCACUGCGUCUUGGUGCUCAUGAGCUUUAUAUCCCUGCAGGGAAACCCAGCAGGGAUUCGGGAAUGGCGAUCCCAGAGGUGCUAGAGCUGCCUGCUGUUCCCCUGGAGCAUCAAGGGCAUUUAUUUUGUAUCCGAAAACCAAGUCCAGCGUUUCAAACCCACGGAAGGCAGAUCUGCCGCCAUUGAGUUCUCAGUGCAUGUUCCAUUUCAGAGCUGGUUUUUUCCAAACUAAAGUUAUUUUCUGUACAUAAUUUAAUGCUCUCUUUGGGCCACCUCCCUCUUACAAAGCUGAGAGUGAUGUUUGGGAAACAAGGACAACCAGGCUGUCAUGCAGAUUUCGGGUAUAUCAGUUAUAUGCUCCUUUCGUAAAAAUUUUCCGAGGGCGACCCUUGAAAAAACACAGAAUGUUUUUAAGAAAGGAAAUUCCAGUGUAUUCCAGGAAAAAUUAGAUAUCCAGUCUAGCCAACUAAUAUUUUAAUUGAGCGGUAACACAGUUGUUUUUAACCUAAACGUAUUUUUCCCUUGGAGGUGUAAAAGUGUAACUAUGUUAGAGUGGUGUAGGAAUAUGUGAUGGCUUCCCCAGACACAUGGGGGUCUGCAGGGAGAAUUCCUGGUGGUGGAUGCGGUGGCAGCAGGAAAUCAUAGAAUAUCCUGAGUUGAAAGGGACCCGCUGGGUGAGAUCACCCAGCGCUGUCUCUCCAGGUCAGGAGACACCUUUCCUGCCACGACAGCUGGUGACACUCCACCACGGGAGGACAGACGAGGGUCUGUGCCUUGUGUUGGCACGGCAUCCCCCGUUCAAAUAGGUUUGGUUGGAAGGCUGGCAGGAGUGUUGUGGCACCUCCUGAGCUAGUGGGACACUUGGCAAGGAAGUCGGGCCAGCGUAGACUCCAUCCCCUUCUUGCACAAGGGGGGAGAGGAGGGGAAAGCCCUUCCCACCAGAGCUGAGAACAAGGAUGGAGGAAGCUCUCCUUGGCUGGAUCCCACUGGGGCUUGGCUUUGGGAGCUCCACGUGCUGUACAGGGAGUGUGUUUGCACUUUGCAGAGGAUGUUCUCAGAGCUAUCCAGGUGCAGAAUCAGGCAGUAUGUGCAGCACUUGGGGUCCUGCAGGGAUUGCCAUUCCUCCUGCUUUCACCCUGUUAACCCAGCCCUUUUCUGCUCGUGCUCUCGCCUUUAGCCCCUCAUUGCUUUCCUGGAACCCACUUGCCAGGCUGUUCACACCCUUUGAGCGUGUUAUGGACAAAUUACACCCAAAUUGCCACCCAGUCCGUAAGAAACCCCAGCAGAAACCUGUCAGCUGAAGCUGUUUUCUCGGCAGUGUGGUGUUCAUUGCAUCCCCCAUUUAACCCUUCCCAGCAUCCCAGAUACCUUUAAGUCCCCCUUCCUCUGCACUUUAUCCACAACAGCUAAAACACUAGAAGCGAGUCAGCUGUUGCUGUCACCAUCAGCACCUUCCUUCUAUUUUUAGCUAAUUGCUGUUGAAUGGUGGGGAUGAGUCGGAUGUGUCAUAUCUGGCAUCUGAACAUGGAUAUUGCUGAGGAGGGUUCACUUCUCGCUCUUUAUGAAGAAAUAAGAUCCAACCAGGGUCCUGCAGAGAUUUUGCCAAGGGCUCCCAUUACCAGAUUUCUAAUUUUAUUGGUAAAAGGGGGCAUUAAAAAAAAAUAUAUAUUUUGGAGAACUUGGUUAUGAACUAGGUGUGCUGCUUGGAAAGCCAGGCAAGCUCCUGGAAGGUGAGAGAGGAUUUUCGAGUGUUUGGGCAUAGUGUAUAAUAACCAUGUAAACAUUAAUAUUGUUUAAUUUGCCAUCUUGUCCCCGUUUCCCUAAAUUAUGUGUGUUAGUGCAAAAAGAAAAAAGCUUUAGCGGCACUUGGAGAUUUCCCUUGGCCAGAGGAAGCUGAGUCACGUAGGGAGAGGAGUAGAGGUGGGAAUGCAGAUACGGGCUUAGAAAUGAUCUCCAGCACUGUAAUGUAGUAUAAUUAGAUUAUAUGGGGUUGGAAUAGCUUCAUCUUUUAUAUUUGUAUGGAGAUCGGGAAAAAUGAAGUAAUUUGUAGUUUCUAGUAUAAAGUAGUAAUAGUGGAGACAAGCACAGAUUUCACAAGGGGGUCCCAAAGGGGCCCUUUCCAAACGUCUCGGGGAGCCGCCUUUGCACCUUAACAGGGAUGGUUAUUGGGUUUUGUUAGUUGGUCUCUGAUGAAAUGGUCCUUGUCAGUGGUGGGACUCAAGGGAAAGGAGGGGAGCAUUGAGGACCAAACCUGGGGCAGCUUGGCUGGGCAGGGGACAACUUGUCCAUCCUCAUCUCACAGUCAAGCAUCUUCCUCCCCCCUCCAGAGGCAGCUACAGCGAUUCCUGAGUGGGAUCUCCAGCUGCUGGUCUUGAAUCCUCAGUUACACAUCUUCCGUUCUUGGUGAUUUGUGGGUAAAAUUUGUUGCGUAGAAAACCCGUUUUUGGAUGUUAUUGUGUUUGCAGCACAGUAGGAGAAAAUAAAAACACUCCAGAUUAAAGUUCCUUCCGAGGUAGAAAAACACUAAACCACCCUAAAUUAAGAGGUUCUGCAGAGAGUUUUGAGUUCUGAAAUUCUGAACUGCCAAAAAGCAGAUUGGUUUGAAUGGUUUUAUUAGAAAAGAAUCUCCUGUUUGAAAAAAUAAUAGGGGUCAUAGAGCAAAACUUUCGAAGUUGUAGGUGGGUGUAUUUGUUGAUUUAGGAUGCUCUAGGAUUUGCUUUGUUGUUUGGUAUGGGCCAGUUUUUGGAGUAAGUAUCAGAUGGUCUCAUCUCAGGACAGUUUCCCUUGAGUUGACUGAAUCUGUCUCACACUUUAAAGGGAGGUUCAGAGGGUUUCAGCCAGGAUUUUUGGGAGCUGGGAAUAGUUCAUGUUUUGAGAGGGGAAUUGCAUGAUCUUUGAAAAUAAAAGGUUGUUUUGGAGGUUCUUUUAGAGCCAUCUUCAGCCCCAAAUCACCAAGCAUGUUUCUGGUCAUCUUGGCCCCAUGUUUCAUUUCAAGGUGACAGCAGUAUGUGGGUGAAUUAACUCCCAUCAUUUACCACUGUUCCUGGAAUGCUUGGGGAGGGGGGGGGAGUUCUGCUUGUGGAUGGAUAAAAUAAAAAUGUUUCAGUGCAUUUCAGCAGUUUUAACCUCUUCAUCUCUGUAUGUGUGCCCAUCUCCCAGAUCCCUGGGGCACAUUCCAGCGGUAGUGGUUGGUUCUGUUGGCAGGCAGAGCUUCAGCUUUCCCUUGGCCAUGAACUCCUGAAUGUGUGUUUAGCUUCCAGUAGUAAGGACUGACUGCUCUGCAGUGCUUCAGAGCUAGUGCUUUUUACCUGUGUGUUCUGUACAAAAUGUGAAGGGAGGGUGGGUGGGGGAUGCUUUCGGGGGUCUCACGGCAUGCGUUGCUUGCUGGCAGUGAAUGCACCAUCAGCUCCUUUGUGUACGCCCCGUUUCCCAGAACCCAUCGCUGUGGGUUUGUUGCUGUUUCUGAGAACUGAGGAAGCUGAAAACACUUCCCUGGUCCUCGUGAAUUACAAGGUACAGGGUGUAAAACCCCUCAAACAAACCAGGUCGCGUCUGGUCUGUGCUGAAGGAAAACCUCAAGCUCAUGCAGGACCCAGGAAGGGGUUUGGUGCUGAAUGGGCGUCGUUAUUUGGCAACUAGAUCCCAAAUGCAGGGAUUGAGUUGAGUGUGUGAAGUGCAGUCAAGGUGUUCUUUGCCCUAAGGUGAAGGUGGUCUGUCACUAACCACACUUGGUGUGUAUGUGUGUGCCUGGAUGUGCUCUCCACACUGCUGGUGGUUACUGUGGGAAUGUGGUGCACACAUCAGUCGCAAUCCAUGGCUGGAGCCACCUUUUCAGUCGGAUGUUUCUGAACAGGCAGAUUUCCCAGUUUGAGUCAGACCAGCCAUUCCCAAGAGCACAGAGGGCAGGAUGGGGGGCACCAACUGGAGAGAUGCAGGAAUGGGAGGUACAGGCUUAGUGCAGCUCAGGACUCACACAGAGACCUGCCUCAGAGGUUUUCCAGAAGUCCAGCUCCUUCAGACAGCAACACUGAACUUGAACUUGGUCACUAGGACUGGAGCAGGCCUCCUUGGCUGAGAGGAGAAAUCCCAGCUUGCCAGCCCUGGGGGUGGGAAACACCAGGGAAGGAGAUUAUGAAGUUGAAAAGGACAGUGUUGCAGCUCAGAGGCCCUUUUUUUAUAUAAAUUUGCUUGAAACUCAGCCUUCUGGCUGACUUUGAGCAUGGGACCUGCUGCCCUCCUGUGGGUGAGCCAGCGAUGCUUUGGGUCCUGCUGCUUUCUGGGGCCGUUGGGGAUGGCAGUGGGGAGAUGUUUCUGAUGGGCUGUCUCCGGCCCCAAGGGCAGCUGCUCCCUCCACAUGUUCUUGGCCUUGACUCUCUGGCCUCAAAACUUUGCCAUGUGGGAGCCACAAACCACAGCUGAAGCUCACUGAGGCUUUUGCCUGUGCUGAGUAGUCCAGGAACAGUAGUCCUGUCAGGGAGAAUCCGCAGGGAGAGAGAGGGCAGGUCUGGCAGGACAGGAAGGGGCUGUGGUAGGGACAUGGCUGUGUGUGUGGAAAUGAUGGGAGGGUCAUUCAUUUUCCCUUCCUUCUGUUACUUUGAAAUGCUGUUGAAGUCCCCUCCAAGCAUUUUUUCUGAGUAUCCAGAAAUUCAGCUGGAUUCUCCAUUGAAUCUGCUGAGCUCCUUUUGCUAAUCCAUGGGGGAAAUUAGACAUCCCCGUCCUCUGAAAGCACACGGCCCUUUGCUCUGUGGAAGUACCAAGUUUCCAGGGCUCCAGAUGCAUUCGGCCCAGCUCUCUUUUACCAUGUCAAUGUCAAGAGCACCUUUCACUUGUAGACACAUAGGUGGUGCACAAACUGAAGGGUUGUUUGGGUUAGGAGUGUCUUCUCGAACACCAGGGACUUGUUUUGUGUAAGUAUUGCCUUUGGACUUGGAUUGGAAUUGCCAGGAGCUUGACUGUGCAGCUCCUGCUGCCUUAAACCUCUCGGCUUCAGUGGGGUUUGAGCGUGUCCCAAAUGCCUUGCCCUUGUCUGAGGCAGAACAGCUCUGAGCUGGCAGAGUUAGGCUGUGUCCUGACCUCUCUGAAGGCAGAGUUUGGCCCCUGGUCCCAGCCAGGUCCUGGUUUGAGGUUCAAUCUAACGGGCACCUUUAUUUCGGGAAGCGGACACAUAAACUGUUCUCUUUUCCUUUAUUCCUUAAUAACCUGUGACUGCCUGCAGAGGCUGGAUUUUGCAUUCAGCCCCCAAGUCUUUCAGGUUUUUCUGCUUUAUGAUGUUUGUCUUUCCGGUCGGGAUGGGGACAAGGGAGCCCAGGUGAGUAGGGACACCCGAGACCUCUGCUUGGGGUAGGGGCAGGAGGUCCCUAGCACGUGGCAGGCUUUAGAGCAAGUUUGGGGUUGUUGUUUUAUUUUUGUUUUCUGUUUCUGUAAAUAAUAAUGUAUAAAUGAUGACAAGACAGUGUGGAAAUUCUAAAAAAAAAAAAAAAAAAAAAAGUCUUUUGUUGUUGUUUUUAUAUUACCUCAUUCAGCAAGUUUGUUUUACAAUGACUCAAUGAUGCUUUAUUUAUAUUGUUUGUACUGUAAUUAAACCAAUUGACAAACAUUUCACUUUGCUUGUUGUUUCCUAUGAUUUGGGUUUGAUUAAGUAUGCCAGUUUGUAUUAUGUUCCCCUUUCCUCUCUCUCUCUCUCUCCAACACAUUGAGAUUUUUUGUGUCAGCUGUACAGUAUUCUGAAUAAUUAAAAAAAAAUAAAAAAUAACAGAAAAAAAAACAACAAAGAA